AUGUCAGCUACCGAGUACCACAACCUCACUUCGAAGUGGCCUGUCGCCUUUGACCUGGCUGGCUCUGACUCCCCAUGCCGACUCGAAGGUGAAGUCGCCGACCUUGUGGUCUUGGGAGAAAUCCCCUCCGCUAUUGAUGGCACCUUCUAUCGAGUGAUGUGCGACCCCUUUGUUCCUCCCCAUCCCAACAACGUGCCCCUCGAUGGCGAUGGCAACAUCUCGGCGUUUCGAAUUCGCAAUGGCCGCGUGGAUAUGAAAAUGAAGUACGUCGAGACGGAACGUUACAUGCUUGAAAGACGAGCACAGAAGGCACUCUUCGGCCUCUACCGCAACCCAUUCACGCACCACCCAUGCGUCAGGGCCGCCGUUGACUCAACUGCGAACACAAACCUCGUCUACUGGGCCGGCCAUCUGCUAGCACUCAAGGAAGGCGGGCUGCCUUACGCCGUCGACCCAGAUACACUCGAAACACGUUUCCACGAUCCCUUCAAGAACCAGGUCAAGGCCAAGACCUUUACGGCUCAUCCCAAAUACGACCCGUACUCGGACGAGUUGGUCGUUUUUGGCUACGAAGCCAAAGGCCUCGCAACCAAGGACAUUGUCAUCUACGCCCUCGACAAAGAUGGAAAGAAGCAUGACGAGCAAUGGGUUGAGUCGCCAUGGUGCGCCCCAAUUCAUGACUGUGUCAUCACGCCCAACUGGAUUGUCCUUCUGCUUUGGCCUUUCGAGGCUAACGUGGCACGGAUGAAGGCUGGCAAGCAACAUUGGGCCUGGGAUUAUAACCUCCCAGCCACAUUUAUCGUCGUUCCCAGACGAAAGACCACGCCGCUUCCCACGGGCUGGAAACAAGGCGAAUACAGGGUCUACUCGUGGGAGAACAGCAUGCUGAUCCACACGGGAGGCGCAUGGGAGGGCAAGGACGCCAAACUCUACGUUGAGUCCUCGCGCGUGCAUGAUAACGCGUUCCCUUUCUUCCCUCCAGAUGAUGGGAGAAUGCCUGCACCAGAUGCAAAGGCCGACUUUGUUCGUUGGGAGAUUGACUUGACUCAACCAACUGGCACCAAGGUUCGAGACCCGCUCAUGAUCCUGGACGUGCCAUCGGAAUUCCCACGCAUUGAUGAGCGCUUCAUGACAAAGGAAACCGAGUAUGUAUUCCUCAACGUCUUCAUUCCCACUCAGUCGAACGGGGGCAAGAACCUCUUCCACGGCCUCAACGGCCUGGCUAUGCACAAUCACAAGACUGGGAAAACGCGCAGGUUCUAUGCCGGCGAUAACUCCCUCGUGCAGGAGCCCAUCUUCAUUCCUCGUUCUGCCGAUGCACCGGAAGGCGAUGGAUGGGUCAUCGCCAUGAUCGAGAGGCGUGACGCCAAUCGCAAUGACUUGGUUAUUCUUGACACCAAGGAGUUUGAGACGCCGAUUGCCAUCGUCCAGCUUCCUAUGCAUGUAAAGGCACAGAUUCAUGGGAACUGGGUUGAUGCAUCAAGUCUGGGAGAGUGGGUAAGCAUGGUUCGGGAGGUUCCUGAGGUCAAGAUCAGCAAUCAGGGCGCAUUGGAACCGCUGGGUUGA
This is a messenger RNA of Ilyonectria robusta, 1566 nucleotides long. Its product is annotated as lignostilbene dioxygenase. Gene Ontology annotation, molecular function: carotenoid dioxygenase activity. Gene Ontology annotation, biological process: carotene catabolic process. The record is from RefSeq and is a predicted model, not a curated record. Bases 1 to 1566 code for a protein of 521 amino acids. The transcript has a single exon. Lineage: Eukaryota; Fungi; Ascomycota; Sordariomycetes; Hypocreales; Nectriaceae.